This is a messenger RNA of Camelina sativa (false flax), 2026 nucleotides long. RefSeq names its product protein SHORT-ROOT. The record is from RefSeq and is a predicted model, not a curated record. NCBI's taxonomy places the organism in Eukaryota, Viridiplantae, Streptophyta, Magnoliopsida, Brassicales, Brassicaceae.
CACAAAUCUACCAAACCCAUUCUCUACAACUCACCUUCAUCUAGAUUUACCCACUCCCACCGAGAAACAAAAAAAGAUAUACAUAUAUAUACACAACACAUGAUGCUGAUGCAAUAUACACAACAAAGUAUUAAAUCUUAGAUAUUGUGGGUCUCCCCCUCUCUCAUUACUAUUCAUUUUCUUAUUCAUUAAAGAAAAAAAAAAUAUGGAUACUCUCUUUAGACUAGUCAGUCUCCAACAACAACAACAAUCCGAUAGUAUCAUUACAAAUCAAUCUUCGUUAAGCAGAACCUCCACCACCACUACCGGCUCUCCACAAACUGCUUAUCACUACAACUUUCCACAAAACGACGUCGCCGAAGAAUGCUUCAACUUUUUCAUGGAUGAAGAAGACCUUUCCUCUUCUUCUUCUCACCACAACCAUCACCACACCAAUCCUAACACUUACUAUUCCCCUUUCACUACUCCCACCCAAUACCAUCCCGCCACGUCAUCAACCCCUUCCUCCACCGCCGCGGCUGCAGCCUUAGCCUCGCCGUACUCCUCCUCCGGCCACCACAAUGACCCUUCCGCCUUCUCCAUCCCUCAAACUCCUCCUUCCUUCGACUUCUCAGCCAAUGCCAAGUGGGCUGACUCCGUCCUCCUCGAAGCAGCACGUGCCUUCUCCGACAAGGACACCGCACGUGCGCAACAAAUCCUAUGGACGCUCAACGAGCUCUCUUCUCCGUACGGAGACACCGAGCAAAAACUUGCUUCUUACUUCCUCCAAGCUCUCUUCAACCGCAUGACCGGCUCAGGCGAACGAUGCUACCGAACCAUGGUAACAGCUGCAGCCACAGAGAAGACUUGCUCCUUCGAGUCAACGCGAAAAACCGUGCUUAAGUUCCAAGAAGUUAGCCCCUGGGCCACGUUUGGACACGUUGCGGCCAACGGAGCAAUCUUGGAAGCAGUAGACGGAGAGGCAAAGAUCCACAUCGUCGACAUAAGCUCAACGUUUUGCACUCAAUGGCCAACUCUUCUAGAAGCCUUAGCCACAAGAUCAGACGACACGCCUCACCUAAGGCUAACCACAGUAGUCGUGGCCAACAAGUUCGUCAACGAUCAAACGGCGUCGCAUCGGAUGAUGAAAGAGAUCGGAAACAGAAUGGAGAAAUUUGCAAGGCUUAUGGGAGUUCCUUUUAAAUUCAACAUUAUUCAUCACGUCGGAGACUUAUCUGAGUUUGAUCUCAACGAGCUCGAUGUUAAAGAAGACGAGGUUUUGGCCAUUAACUGCGUAGGUGCGAUGCAUGGGAUAGCGCCACGUGGAAACCCUAGAGACGCUGUGAUAUCGAACUUUCGACGGUUAAGGCCGAGGAUUGUGACGGUCGUGGAAGAGGAAGCUGAUCUUAUCGGAGAAGAAGAAGGUGGCUUUGACGAUGAGUUCUUGAGAGGGUUUGGAGAAUGUUUACGAUGGUUUAGGGUUUGCUUCGAGUCAUGGGAAGAGAGUUUUCCGAGGACGAGCAACGAGAGGUUGAUGCUAGAACGUGCAGCGGGACGUGCGGUCGUUGAUCUUGUUGCGUGUGAGCCGUCAGAUUCGACGGAGAGGAGAGAGACGGCGAGGAAGUGGUCGAGGAGGAUGAGGAACGGUGGGUUUGGAGCGGUGGGAUAUAGUGAUGAGGUGGCGGAUGACGUCAGAGCUUUGUUGAGGAGAUAUAAAGAAGGUGUUUGGUCGAUGGUACAGUGUUCUGAUGCCGCCGGAAUAUUCCUUUGUUGGAGAGAUCAGCCGGUGGUUUGGGCUAGUGCGUGGCGGCCAACGUAACGUAAAGGAUUGUUUAUUUACUUUAUUUUGGUUUUGAUAUAAAAAACUCGCACGCGCGCUUUUUUCUUGAGAUGGUUUCACACGUGUGGUGAUGGUUCAUGAUGGGUUUUGAGAUUAUGGUGAUGAUGCGGUUCGUAAUUUGAAUUUGGCUUUUGGAAUAGGACAAAUUAAGUAAUUAUGAUCAUUGAGGAGGUAUCAAAGUUCAUACAAUUCGAGUUUUUUUUUUUU